Molecule: messenger RNA, 3239 nt
Organism: Rana temporaria (common frog)
Lineage: Eukaryota; Metazoa; Chordata; Amphibia; Anura; Ranidae
Gene: ZYG11B
Product: zyg-11 family member B, cell cycle regulator
Exons: 14
Coding region: 202-2400 (732 amino acids)
Cellular component (GO): Cul2-RING ubiquitin ligase complex
Source: RefSeq, a predicted model, not a curated record
AAGAGAGGUUGCAUAGCAACGCGUUCAUUUCCCGGCCUGCCGUGCCCGGGCCUCCCACUCCGGGCUGGAGGCUGCACCUUCACAGCGGGCCGAGCCCAGCUCCCCGGGCCCGAACCCCACCGCACACCUGCCAGCUUAGCCCCGCUCCGGGCCGCAGUCCGCCACACCGGAAGCGCAACAGGGACACGGCCUGGGCACAACAUGGAGGAAGCCUCUCCCAAUUCAUUAGUUGAUAUAACUCUGCACUACUUGAGCUCCAACCUGGAAAAGUUUUGCAGGGAGAGACCCGAUGGAACGUUUUGUUUACAAGAUGCCGCAGUGUUUCCACAGGAAGUUGCGGAUCGGCUUUUACAAACGAUGGCAAUUCAAAGAAAACUAAAUGAAGUGUCUGUAGGAAUUUUCCGCGGAAGCCAGUUGAGGCUAAAACGUGCCUGCAUCCGCAAGGCCAAAAUAUCUGCUGUUGCCUUUCGUAGGGCGUUCUGCCACCACAAGUUGGUGGAGCUGGAUGCUACCGGGGUCAAUGCUGACAUAACCAUUACUGACAUCAUCAGUGGGCUCAGCAGUAGUAAAUGGAUCCGGGAAAACCUCCAGUGUCUAGUCCUGAACUCUCUUACUCUAUCGUUGGACGAUCCAUAUGAACAAUGCUUUAGCCACCUGUCUGGACUUCGGGCUCUGAGCAUCACCAACGUUCGGUUUUAUAAUGAAGACCUGGCAGAUGUUGCAUCACUCCCCAGGCUGGAAAGUCUAGAUAUCUCCAACACCUCAGUGACAGACAUCACUGCCCUUCUGGGGUGCAAGGACAGACUGAAAUCCCUGACUAUGCACCACUUGAAGUGUUUAAAAAUGACAACCACACAAAUCCUGGAAGUGAUCAAGGAGCUGAACCAUCUUAACCAUUUAGAUAUAUCCGAUGACAAGCAGUUCACUUCGGACAUUGCUUGCCGCCUGCUGGAGCAAAACGAUAUUCUGCUCAACUUGGUUUCAUUGGACAUCUCUGGAAGGAAGCAUGUUACGGAUAAGGCAGUGGAGGCUUUUCUCACUCAGCGCCCUCAAAUCCAGUUUGUUGGUCUUCUGGCCACAGAGGCUGGGUACUCGGAGCUUCUUUCUGGAGAUGUAAAUGUAAAGGUGUCUGGAGAAGCAAAUCAGACACAGAUUGCCGAGGCGUUGCGCCGCUACAGUGAGCGCUCCUUCUUUGUGCGGGAGGCUCUCUUUCACCUGUUCAGUCUGACGCAUGUCAUGGAUAAAGCCAACCCAGAGAUGCUGAAGUUGGUUGUAGUAGGCAUGAGAAACCACCCAACAAACCUUCCUGUGCAGCUAGCGGCCAGCGCCUGUGUCUUCAACCUGACCAAGCAGGAUCUGGCAGCUGGGAUGCCCGUAAAACUCCUGGCAGACGUGACCCACUUACUUCUAGAAGCCAUGAAACAUUUUCCAAAUCACCAGCAGUUGCAGAAGAACUGUUUGCUGUCCCUUUGCAGUGAUAGAAUCUUGCAAGAUGUCCCAUUUAACAGAUUUGAUGCAGCAAAGCUUGUAAUGCAGUGGUUGUGUAAUCAUGAAGACCAAAACAUGCAAAGGAUGGCGGUAGCCAUUAUCUCAAUUCUCGCUGCAAAGCUUUCAACGGAACAGACAGCUCAGCUAGGAGCAGAGCUUUUCAUCGUAAGGCAACUUUUGCAAAUAGUGCGUCAGAAGACCAGCCAGAGCUUGGUGGAUACGACAUUAAAGUUCACCCUGAGUGCCUUGUGGAACCUGACGGAUGAAUCUCCAACCACAUGCCGCCACUUUAUAGAGAACCAGGGCCUGGAGCUCUUCAUGAAGGUCCUAGAGACUUUUCCCUCGGAGUCGUCCAUCCAGCAGAAAGUUCUGGGUUUGCUGAAUAACAUAGCGGAGGUGAAGGAGCUGCACUCGGAACUCAUGUGGAAGGACUUCAUUGAUCAAAUCAGCAAGCUCCUGCACAGUGUAGAGGUGGAAGUCAGUUAUUUCGCAGCAGGAAUCAUUGCACAUCUAGUAUCCCGGGGAGAGGAAACCUGGACCCUCAGCACAGGUUUGAGGGAGACCCUGCUAGAGCAGCUGAAUUCUGCCAUACUAGGUUGGCCAACGCCAGAAUGUGAGAUGGUUGCGUAUAGGUCAUUUAACCCUUUCUUCCCGCUGCUGUCAUGUUUCAGCACACCCGGUGUGCAGCUCUGGGCUGUGUGGGCCAUGCAGCACGUCUGCAGCAAAAACCCUGUUCGAUACUGCAGCAUGUUAAUCGAAGAGGGUGGUCUGACGAAGCUGCACAAUAUCAGAGACCACGCCGGUGCCAACGUGGAUGUUUUGCGAAUUACCAUCUCCAUCCUGGAUAACCUUGAAAGGCACCUUACACGGCACGGCAAUUCUUUAUUUCCAAGUCCACCACCCUGCAAGUGAUCAGGGAACCAUCCUGUGAGAAUCCGCCUAGUUAUCUAUUGAGGUCUGUGUGUUGUAUGUAUAAAAUCCGUUCUAGAACGGAGUAGAUGAUGCUUUUGAAUUAGGCGACAGAGACUUGUAAAGGAUGAGGAUGUCAGUACAGUAUUAUCAUACACCUGGUUGCUACAUUACUUUGCGUUGCUGUGAGCAUGAAUCCAUUGUAAGACCUCACUUUUAAAAAGCCACUGCAAAUAAUUUAUCUUUUUUUUUUUUUUUUCUUUUACCUUCCUCUUUUGGUGCAACCACCGCUGUUCUCUUUUUAAGUUUUUUUUUUUAGGGCUCUUUAUAAAGCGAAUCUCAUGAAGUAUGGACAUUCAUUCAUGUGUUUGGACUGCACCUGCCAUUUGCACAGCUUAGCUUGGACUGUAUAGGACACACAAUACAAACAAAUGAAUAUCCCGGACAGAAUGGACGAUUGAUAUUUGUCCUUAAGGAGCUGCCUGGCUCAUAAAAUGCUCUUAAAGAGGUCAAAACCAUUGAGGGAGCCUAAAUACUGUAAAUAUGUGAUAUUGGGAGAUUAUGCUGUAAGAAAAUAUAUAAUUGAAUUUUUUUGUUAACUAGCUGUGCAUCACAACUGUUGGAAACAGGAAUACUGGCAGCCCUCAGCGGAAAGUUGCAGUCAGCGAAAGACUUCACGCCAAGUUGUACAGAAUUUAUAAGCCGUUGUGCAAUAAGGAAACGUUUGGCAUCAAAUAUACAUCUGGCUGUAACCCUCGGAUAUCGCAGAGAUUUAGGUUUCUGCUUUGCAUGGUCGCUCGCUGGGAAUAGUCUUGAUUAUAAAUUGCAUCACCUUUUGUAGA